AUGGAUUCAUCCAAUUAUGGAGGUACUGCAUCAGAUCACAAGAACCGGCUACUGCUUAACAAAGACUUCUUGGAUAAUAGCUCUUCGAUUGCCACCGACGUUUAUUACGAUCAAGAUCAAGAACAAUAUAAUGGUCAUCAAGAACAUCAUCCUGAAAAGGGUAAUUUGGCUGUUGAUUCUAGCCGCUUUGCACCUGCUAUCAUCAAUCUCAUGGACUAUCUCCCUGCUAGAAGUUGGUCCAAAACGCGGAAGAGAACUUGCUGUUCUUGCUCUUCUUGGUUGUGUCAUGUCGAUCAAGAGAUUCUUGAAACAAUCCUGUUAGAACUGAAAUCUAUGGGUAUUACCAAAAACAAGAACAUAUCAAAGAUUUUGCCAAAGAUAGUAAGCAACCAGGAUAAGGGAAAGGUUGAAGAGAAGAUGCAGCAGUGUUCAACAAAUAAUAACAAGACUAGCUUGGGGUAUUCGGAUUCGGAUACCAAUGACCAAGUUCCUACUGCCAGUGGCAAGAAGAGGUGUAAUGAAUUGGGAUUGAUUAAGAAGUACGUGAAGAAGAAACCGAAGAAGAUGGAUAUCAAGUUAAAAAGCCUGUCAGAAUUGGUUGAUCGAAAGGGUUCUUAUAUUUGCAAGGAAUGCAACGAGGUGUUUGAUGAUUACCAUGCACUUGGUGGCCAUACAGCAGCUCACAACAGGAACAAAAUUCUAGAGAAUGCACCAUUGGGGGAAUUAGGGACUGGAAGAGGAGGAAAGAGAAGAGAUACAAGCUUGGCAGAACCAGCGGUUGAUGAUAGAGGAAACAAAUAUGUGUGCAAUCUGUGCUCAAGGAGGUUUUCAACAGGGCAGGCGCUUGGAGGCCACAAAAGCUAUCACCGGAAGAUGGCCCGUGUUGAAGCUCAGAAGGGCUCUGGCGAAGUGACAUCCUCUGUAGAAAAUGUUUCUAAAAUUGAUUUGAAUGCCCCCCCAAGACGAGAUGUUUAG
Hevea brasiliensis (rubber tree) is the source of this 975-nucleotide messenger RNA. RefSeq names its product zinc finger protein ZAT9. The transcript has a single exon. NCBI's taxonomy places the organism in Eukaryota, Viridiplantae, Streptophyta, Magnoliopsida, Malpighiales, Euphorbiaceae. Gene Ontology annotation, molecular function: DNA-binding transcription factor activity. The coding region runs from base 1 to 975 and encodes 324 amino acids. The record is from RefSeq and is a predicted model, not a curated record.